This is a messenger RNA of Dentiscutata erythropus, 4059 nucleotides long. The record is from the annotation of a GenBank genome assembly. NCBI's taxonomy places the organism in Eukaryota, Fungi, Glomeromycota, Glomeromycetes, Diversisporales, Gigasporaceae.
AUGGAUCCUUCGGCAGCGUUGUUGAGUAUUCUUCACAAAAGCCAAGCGUCACCUUCCGAAUCGACAAUGGCUGGUCAAAAAAGUCCUCCACCACCCUCCUAUCCGCCUUCGCAGCCAACCCCACCUCCGAGGCAAAGCCCUCCUAAGACCUUUGGAUUUAAUCAGACAUUUACUCAGCAAACUGGUACUAUAAAUCAAAAUUCUCUUACUUCACCUGUAUCAACAACAUCACAUGGUGUUGUAGUGAGCCAAAUACAAAGUCCUUCAAAUGGCGAAUUCAAAAAUUUACCCUCUUCAACUACAGUUGACCCAACCUUAAACGUUGAUAAAGCUUCAACUGAAUCUCUUAAACUUGCACUAUUUGGCCGUCCCACACCAGUCGCAAGCCUUGAGGAAAGUCAGCAAGAAAAUGAAAUCCAAUAUCAAUCUGAAACUUUAAUGGUUUCAAAUGAAAGUCCAGAAGAUGAAGAUAACUCAUUUCUUGAGGAAACAUCUGAAAUAGAUGAACAAUUAUCAUCUCCCACUGAAGUUAUUGAUUAUAAUAAAUUAUCUAGUUUGGAAUCGAUUAAACCAACUUCCACUACUACAGCUAUUAAACAUUCACCACCCGUGACGAACAAAUCGAUAUUCACAUACAGCAAUCCAUUUGACCUUUUAAAAAAAUCACCGCCAUCUUCUCCUUCUCACCGACAUCCAGUCGAUCACCAAUGGACAUCACAAUCAUCUCCACCUUCACAAAAGAAAAAAGAUGUUUCAACAGUACAAAAGGAAGGUGGUGUUUUCUCUAGAUCUCAACAACAAAUUGAACCAUUCCUUUCUGGAUUUUCGGCUUGGAAUGUACGCGCGAGCGCAGCUCCCAAAGGUCAAACAAGCAUUCCAGAUGGUGUAAAACUUCCCAGAGGAAUUCUUCUGUACGAUACUGGCGAACGGAAUGAAAAGGUCUUGUGCUCAAAAGACUUGAAACUUACAACCAUAACUCUUAUUCCAAGUGACUUGGAAUAUCGUCUUGGAAAAUCCAUUGCGGUCAACGGGCACUACAUAUGCUAUGUAGUUAAAGGUGGGAAAAUUAGAGUAAUUAGCAACUUAUAUGGGAGUAAAACGUUAUUGCGGAAUCAUGACAAGGAUAAGUCUAUACUUGAUAUGUGUAUUCGGGAAACGUCACACGAUGGACUUGAUCAAGGACAGUCCGAAAAGCAGCUACUUUUGGCUAUCGGCGGUGAUAGUAAAAUCACUGUUUGGGAAAUUUCUGAGCCACCAUCCGAUCCGAGUGCAGAAAUCCCAUACAAAGUAUUACUUGAAAUUGAUGCCAGAGAGUCACUUGAGGACUUGAAACAACCACGGUAUCAUCGUGCCGUAUGGCAUCCAUUGAAUCCAAACUUAUUUGCCGUUGCAGUUGAUACGAACGAAGUUAUGGUCUUCGAUAUUAACAAGAUCUUAGAUGGUAAUGAAACACGGAGUUUUAAGGAAUCCGAAAUAUCCGGGAAGAUAUUAAAAUAUAAUAAGCCUAUUAGUGACUUGGCCUUUUCUUAUGACGGAACAAUUUUGGCAGCCGCAAGCGAAGAUUGCGUCAUUUUCAGUGCACUAAAUCAAGAACCUGAAUCUGAUAUGAGCAUUUCUACUGUGCGCAAAAUUAUUCUUGAUGGACAGCAAGUGUCUUCCGUUUUAUUUGUUGAUAGAGGAGAAUUUUCAUCAGAACAAUCUUCGUUUAAAUUCCGGUAUGUGGUUAUUGGCACGGAACGUAAUACUAUGCUUCACCUUUACGAUGUAGAGUCAGAUGAGUACAUACAGUCGAUCAAAUUUUUACCACCACCUGAGCGUCGCUCUUCAUUGAACAAAGGCUAUCGAAAGGAAGAAGCCAUGUUCAAUUGCAUUAGCUUCGAUCAACGAUCACGCACUCUUGUGGUAACUAAUAGUGCCAGAAUAUCUAUUUUUGCUCUACAUUUGAACAUGCCAAACAAAAAUUCAGAGAAACUCGACUUGUUCAAUCAAUCCAACUUGAUGGGCAAUGGGCAGUUUGAAUACGAUUCUAUAACAACUCCGGAUGAAUUUUCCAUCUUAAAUUCGGUGCAAUUUGAUUACAUGAUAGAAUUUCCGGUAAAUCAAAUAAUUGGUAGCUUCGUUAUAAUACCGGAUACUACAUCUUCCAAUGGAUUUUCGUUAUAUUGUAUUCAAUCUAAGGCAGUACAACAGUAUUGCAUAAGCGGAGAUUUGUUAUUAGCUCCGAAUAUUGAUGCGUGUCCCGAAUAUGUAAGCGCGGAGAGAGUUCUUGAUCAACAACGGCAGGACGAUGAGGACGAUGUAAAAAAGGAGCAAGGUGCUAUUUAUUCAGAGUCACUUGAUUUUUCGUCAAAUGCUGAAAGCACUAAUGUCGAAGAAAGCAUUACUGAAAAAGACGCUAACAAAGAAACAUUAGUAGUCGAAAAUUCAUAUUUUGCAGGUGAUGGACCCGAAGUAACUUCUGUAACUUUUGAGGUUGAUGAAUCUACAUCGACCGGAAAGCAAAAUAUGAUAAUAGAAGGAAAUAUGUCGGAAUCGACGUAUUUACCCGAUGAGAGUGAAGCAAAAAAUGCAGAAAAUCAAAAAACGACUAAUAUCAAAUUGUCCACGGCUGUCAAUGGUGCGAUAGCCAAAUUAAAAGAGAAAAAGAAAACAAUUGCCGCGACAAGUACUGCAUCAGUGGUUCAGAAUGCAGAUAUAUCUUCAGAUUCAGAAAAGACUUCAAGGAGGAAAGAAUCGCGUCGAGGAUUGGAAAAGGAAAAGGACAACGAAAAUGUUAUUCAAUCUUCAGAGGUUACUAACAAAUCUGCGGGUAAAAAGUCUGCAGAAGGAAUCCCAAAGAACGGAAAGUCUAACGCUGGUGGUGAGAAAAACAGGAAGACAACAGAAAUACUUCAAGAUAACAUUAAAGUAUCCAGCGGAAAAUCUUAUUCUGGUCCGGAGAUUGAAGAAGAGCGCAUAGCUCAUCAGGCUGCAGAAACUUCGCGCCAAGAAGCAAUUCUUAAGAUAGUUUCUCAGACUCUCAGCACCAAUACGACUAAAUUAUUGGAAUCAACGAUCCGUAACGAAGUUCAAACUUCCGUUUUACCGACAUUAAGCAAGAUGGUCACUAAUGCUGUUGACAAGCAUGCUCAUAAAGGAAUGGUUGAUGCUGUGAAUAAGAAUAUUCCAGCUGCUAUUGAAAAAUCUGUAGCUGAUAAUGUACAGCGUGUUCUUGCAAAAACUCCAGUCAUAGAAUCAAUUGCUAAAGGUGUCUCCAAGGCUAUUAGGCCGGUUAUCGAAGAAACAUUCAGAGAAAAUUUUACAACUGUACUCAUUCCGUCUUAUCAAAAAGCUACCAAUGCUAUGUUUGAGCAGAUAACCACUACUUUUGAGGCUGGUCUACAAGACAUUGCUCACAAGAGUGCACAAGUUUCCUCAUAUUCAAAUAUGGGAAGCGUCAAUGAUCAGAAUGCUUUGGCGCGUUUGCAGGCCUCUUUGGAGCAUCUGACUCUGUCCGUACAACAGCUUCAGCAAUUACAUCUACAAGUUAAUCCACAAUCAAAUCUUCCGAGACAUGUUGAGCAACAAGUAAAUCGUACAUCUGACGAAUUACAACAUCACCUAGCUCGGUCACUUUCGGAGACAACUGGCCUGGAAGAUUCUAAUAACUCUGUUAUAGAAAGAGCAUUAGAAGCUCAGAAUUAUGAAGAUGCAUUUGUGACGGUCCUUGCGUCACACGAGCUACCUUUAAUUCUACGCCUUUGCAGUAAUGUUAGUCCGAAAACAGUAUUUCCACCUGCGAGACCUUUACUUUCACAGCCCGUAAUUCUUUCGCUUAUUCACCACCUUUCUUUGGAAUUAAAUAAAUAUUCUGAGCUAAAACUUGCAUGGAUGGAGGAGGCAGUUAUUAAACUUAAUCCAAAGGACCUUAUAAUUCGAGAACAUUGUGAAAGGCUUUUACCGAUGGUGAAACAACGACUAGAACAAUAUUAUUAUCAAGUCGCCUCUCAAGAUCCACAAAGUCCUAAUCUGAAAAAUAUAUCACUUCUAGUUCAUGUUGUCAAUGGUCUAUUAAUAUAA